AUGGCUCGAGCUUUGGACGGCCAAAUCGCAUUGGUAACGGGAGCGAGCAGAGGAAUCGGAAGAGGAAUUGCUCUCCAGCUGGGACAGAGCGGAGCAACGGUAUACAUCACUGGCAGAAAGCCUGAAAAGAGUCUGCAGAGUCAGUACCAGAAUUUGCCUACAUUGCAGCAAACUGCUGAAGACAUUCGCCGCAGGGGUGGUAAGGCGGUUCCCGUCUACUGCGACCAUACCGAUCACAAUGAUAUCGCAAAGUUGUUUGAGCAAAUUCAUAAGGAGAACAGUGGAACACUAAAUGUGCUUGUAAAUGCUGCCUAUGCCGGAGCCAAGGACAUGGCCGAAGCCGGUUCGAUCCCCUUUUUCGAGGCCGAUCCUUUGCUUUGGGACUCAGUAAACAACGUUGGUUUAAGAAACAACUACAUUUGCUGCGUACAUGCUGCGAGAAUGAUGGUAAAGAAACAAUCUGGUCUAAUUGUGAAUAUUUCUUCUGCCGGUGGCUUGCAGUAUACGUUCAACGUCCCUUAUGGUGUAGGUAAAGCAGCGCUAGAUCGAAUGUCUGCAGACAUGGCAGUCGAGUUGAAUCCUCAUGGUGUCUCUGUGGUGUCCUUAUGGCCUGGAAUGGUCCGAACUGAAUAUUCUGAGAUACUGAGGAAUGAAGGCAAACUGGAAAAGAUGGUGCAACAAUCGAAGGAGGCUAUUGACAAAUCUUUCAAAGAGAGCGAGUCCACUGAGUUUGUUGGCAAAGCUGUCGUGGCCCUAGCGACUGAUAAGAAAGUCAUAAGGAAGUCGGGGAAAAUCCUAAUGACCUACGACUUGGCCUGUGAAUAUGGCUUUAAGGAUGUCGAUGGCAAUCUACCUAUGGACAUACGUCGCGUCGCAACGGCUCUUGAAUUUUUUGGAUUCACUCGAAUCGCCUCGGUCACGCCGUCUUUCUUUCGAAUCCCAUUAUGGGGAAUGCAUUUCGCUUCGUAUAAAUUCCCUUAUAAAAUUUGGUAA
This is a messenger RNA of Haemonchus placei, 993 nucleotides long. Lineage: Eukaryota; Metazoa; Nematoda; Chromadorea; Rhabditida; Trichostrongylidae. The record is from the annotation of a GenBank genome assembly.